AUGAGCGCUCAACAGCCCCUCUCCUCCACCAACUCAUCCUCAGCGACAAACAACACCACGUCUACCGCUGUUGACAGCCAAGAUGCCUCGGGACGACAGCCCUCCUCCUCCGCCGCCGGUUCCUCCGAACUCUCCAGUGCAAAGAUAAGCCUGCGCAAGUCGCUGCGUAGCUUCCCCGACUUCCCUAUUCCGGGAAUCAACUUUGUCGAUAUUAUGCCUCUUUUUGCCGACCCAGCCGCCCAUGCCACUCUUAUCGACGCUCUCGUGCUCCAGACCACUGAGGCUUUCCCUACCAAGCCUGAUGUUAUCGUUGGUCUUGAUGCUCGUGGCUUCCUUUUCGGCCCUGGUCUUGCGCUCCGUCUCGGUGUUCCUUUCGCUGCUGUGCGCAAGCAGGGCAAGCUCCCUGGACCUUGCGUUACCGCCGAGUACAUUAAGGAGUAUGGCAAGGACCUGUUCCAGAUGCAGGAAGAUGCCGUCCGUGAGGGCCAGAAGGUCCUUGUUGUGGACGACAUCAUCGCUACUGGUGGUUCUGCAAAGGCUGCGGCUGAACUUGUUGAGCAGCUCAAGGGUGAGGUUAUGGGAUACUUGUUUAUUCUUGAAAUCCCUGGCCUCAACGGCCGUGAUAAGCUUGGUGCUGCUCCUACCAAGAUCCUUCUCGAUGAUGCUUAG
Fusarium sp. VM40 is the source of this 669-nucleotide messenger RNA. The record is from the annotation of a GenBank genome assembly. Lineage: Eukaryota; Fungi; Ascomycota; Sordariomycetes; Hypocreales; Nectriaceae.